This is a messenger RNA of Cercopithifilaria johnstoni, 6408 nucleotides long. The record is from the annotation of a GenBank genome assembly. NCBI's taxonomy places the organism in Eukaryota, Metazoa, Nematoda, Chromadorea, Rhabditida, Onchocercidae.
AUGCCGACGCCGCCUUUGCUCACACAUAACAACCGUGAGUUCGUAGACUUUGAAAAGUCAAAUGAGGUGGAUCAAAGAGCGGAAACGUUUGGGACAGUUGAGGCUUUUCUCAAUAAAUACGCGGAUCCAAAAUUAGCAGCACCCAUUAGAACGUUACUGAUCGCCAAUAAUGGAAUGGCAGCAUUCAAAUGUGUGAUGUCCAUCAGACGUUGGGCCCAAGAGACAUUCAAGGAUGAUCGUCUCUUCAAAUUUAUUAACUUGACCACUGAACAGGAAAUUUCUUCAAAUCCAGAAUAUUUGAAAAUGAUUGACAAUUUUGUAUUCUCGGAAUCUGGUGCAAAUGAAAAUAAUUAUGCAAAUGUGGAUGACAUAUUGAAACAUGCUGUAAGUAAUAACGUGGAUGCGGUAUGGGCAGGCUGGGGACAUGCAUCUGAAAAUCCUGAUCUACCAAAUGGUUUGAAAAAGCAUAACAUCCUUUUUAUGGGUCCACCUGGACCGGCAAUGUUCACAUUGGGUGACAAAAUUGCUUCAACAAUACUUGCUCAGUCAGCUGGUGUGCCAGUAGUGUCUUGGUCAGGCAGUAACAUUUUUUUGUCUAAAGAAAUUUGCGAACGAGGAAUAAUUGAUUUCGAACUAUCACCAGAUCUUCGUGAUGCCGCCUGCGUUUACGAUCAUGAGGAGGCAAUACGUGUAAUGAAGGAGAAGAAAAUUGCAUACCCUGUGAUGAUCAAGGCUUCGGAAGGUGGUGGUGGCAAAGGAAUUCGUUUAGUGCGCAAUGAAUCUGAUUUCGAAGUAAAUUUUAGGAGAGUACAGGCAGAGGUAGCCGGUGGACACAUAUUUUUGAUGCAUUGUUUGGAAGGUGCUCGACAUAUUGAAGUACAGCUUCUGGGUGAUAUGUACGGCGAGGUAAUUGCACUGAGAACUCGUGAUUGUACAGUUCAGAGGAGAUGCCAGAAGAUCAUUGAAGAGGCACCAGCUAUCGCUGCACCUUUAGCUGUUCAAAGAAAUAUGGAAGCAGAUGCAGUACGUUUAGCUAAAAUGGUUGGAUAUGUUAGUGCAGGCACUGUGGAGUACUUAUUUCUUCCACAAACUAAUGAGUAUUUUUUCCUGGAACUUAAUCCAAGAUUGCAGGUUGAGCAUCCAUUAAGCGAAAUGUUAACCAACGUCAAUUUGCCAGCUGCACAAUUACAAAUUGCGAUGGGAGUACCAUUGCAAUGCAUCAGCGAAGUGCGUCUCUAUUAUGGCAAAAGCCGAUAUGGUACUGAUAAAAUACCAUUCCAUCUAAUACAUCCACAUUGCGACAAGCAUGUUGUAUCCGUUCGGAUCACAAGCGAAGAUCCAGAAGAGAAUUUCCGGCCUGCAUCAGGUGAAAUCACCAAUUUGAAUUUUCGUUCUACGCAGUUUGUUUGGGGAUAUUUUUCGCAUGUUGGUGCGGGAUCUCUUCACGAAUUUGCAGAUUCACAGUUUGGCCAUCUCUUUGCCACUGGAUCCACAAGGCAUUUAGCGAUCUCGAACAUGUUGAAUGCGCUGCAGGAACUGCAGCUUCAAUCGAAAUUUCCUGUAACGCUACCCUAUCUCAUUUCUUUGUUCAAAGAUAGCGAAUUUGAGCAAAAUAAAAUCGAUACCACUUGGCUGGAUCGCCGCAUUGCUUCAAAGAAGCAUACAGUAGAGCUUCCUCCACUUCCAAUGGCUGUAGCUUAUGGUUCAAUGUUGAUAGCACAUUCAAAAAUUACGGAAGCAUUCAGUGCCUUUAGCAAUGCUAUAAGCAGGGGACGUAUUUUACAGCCGUCUGAUCUUACUGAGACGCAUCAAGUGGAGCUUAUUUCUGACAAUAUUAAAUACAGUGUUACUGCUACGCGUACAUCAAAUUUUGAAUAUAUGAUUAAAAUGAAUGGCCGUUGUGUUCCCGUUGAAUAUCGUGAAUUGCGAAAUGGUACCCUUCUGUUGAAAUAUAAAGACCGAUCGCAUCCGUGUUACAUGGAAGAGGAACCUGAGCGUUACAAAGUGCACAUUGGACGAAUGCAGAUAAUAUUUGAAAAAGAAAACGAUCCAACAGUAUUGCGAUCAUCCUGCGCUGGUAAAUUGCUAACUUAUGAAACGGAAGACGGAGAACUGCUUUUGCCGGGUCAAAUAUAUGCUAGUAUGGAAAGUAUGAAAGUUGUUUUGGAUAUGCGCGUGAAAAAGGUUGGAGGCCGUCUCGAAAAAGUUGCUCAACCUGGACAAAUGCUGCAUCCAGGGACCUUGGUUGCUCGUUUGGAAGCACAAAAUGGUUUAACAGUUACCAAACCCAUUGAUUUUGAGGAUUCAUUCGCGGAAUGGACACAAAGUGUCACUAAAAAAUCUCCAAUUAAUAUGUAUUUUACAGAUGUUGUUCAGGAAGUACACAAUGUCUUCGAUGGUUAUUGUAAAACAGAGCCAACGUUCUCGAAAUAUGCUGAUAGUUUAGUAGAAUCUCUUUUUUCUGUGCUCAACGACCAAUCACUACCAUAUGAACAAAUGCAGCAAAAACUUGCCGUUAUGAAAAGUCGUAUUAAGCCAAAAAUACUAAAUCAACUUAAUGAAUUUCUUGAAGUUCGUGUUGGUGAUUUUCCAGUAAAGAAAAUCCGGGAAGCUAUCGAAGAUUACCUAAAUGAUUUGGAUCCACAAAGAACGAAGGAAGAAAAGAUGAUUUUUGAGCCAAUAACAAGAGUUUUGGCCAGGUUUGAGAAUGGGACAGAAGGUCAUAUAGCUCUGGUUUUGGAUGAUCUUCUUGGACAUUAUUACAAAAGCGAAAUAUUCUUCCAGGAAGAUCAGUACGACAAGUCUGUUACAAGACUUUUAUCUCAGGUCUGUGAUACAGAACGGUGCGUCAGGCUAAUUUGCUCACAUACAAAGAUUAAUGAGAAGAAUCUGUUGGCAAUGAAAAUUUUACGGCGCAUUAGUAACUGUCGUCGCUUAAUUUUACGGAUAUCACCUGUACUAGAAAAGAUUGCCGGCUUUGUCAAAAGUGAAAAUUUGGAGCUGGCGCAUGCUGCAAGGACGCUACUGAUUGAAGCGGAAACACCAACAUACACUGAAAUUAAGAUCAGGGGAUCGUCACCAAGCCCAACUAAUCUGGAAAAAUACGAUAUACUGUUUGAAAUGUUUGAUAAUAAUUUCGAUUCGGUAUUGAAAUACGUAACUGUAUGUUGCGGUGUCCCUGAAGCUUCUAUCAGACGACUGGAAGAUGGGCAUCCCCAUGAUGUACAAUUUUCCAUUCCAAUACAGAAGAUUGCCCAUGGACUGGGCCUUCCAAAUGACGAAGUAAUUGAAAUAAGUGUAACGAUGCGAGUUGUUGGUGAUAUAGCCGAUAUCGUUGAACGAUUACCACACGUGGCUGCAAAGGUUGUAAAACCAGAUUCAACCCUUUACAUCGUUUCACAAACUGGAGCUGUAAGGUGUGAUGCUAAUUUGGAUGAAAAAUUCUCAGUGAUCUUAAAGGAAGCUGUAAGCCGUGUACAGAAUGAAAACAUCCGCCAAAUUGUGAUUUUGAUAGCAUCAUCGGAUUCUUAUCCGAUGUUUUUCUAUUAUGAUAUGUUCCAUAAAGAAGAAAUUCGUUCACAACGCAAUAUUGAUUUGGCUCAUCUUCCUAAACUUGGUUUACAUCGUAUAAAGGAAAACUACAACAUUGAAAAAUUGAAGUCAUCGCAUAAUUCGGGUCAUUUAUAUAAAGCAGAAGGGAAAGCAGAUCCAACGGAACACCGGUUUUUUUAUCGAGCUGUGGUUCGAAUUGUUGACAGUUAUACAGCUGAGGAAGUGGCAUGCAGUGUCAUUAAAGCUCUAAAACGUGCAUGCUGUGAAAUUAUGGUAGCCUUAUAUCGUUCAAAUACAAUUGACCGAAAUCAUGUUUUACUGUUUAUUCAUUGUACACCAUCCAGCAAGGAAAUACAGAUGAGCCCGGCUGAUUGGAUCAAUGUCAUUUAUAAGGCUUAUCGAGAAUGCAAAGAUUUUCUAUGGAGAACACAAGUUAAUCAAGUUGAAUUUGACUUCAUUUUGUUUGGUGAGCGGCAAAGCUUGGAACAAGCGACAAAAGUAAUUAUAACUGAUGAUACUGGUUUCACGCCAUUCAUCAGAGUUUUACGUGCAGAAGCGAGCAAUGGUAAUUCACGAAUCAAAAAAUGGCUUCACGUGGAUGCCGGAAUAGAUGGUUUUAAACAUGGCCUAGAAAUUAUGAUCGACAACCGGCGAAAUCCAGAUUGGAAUCCAUUUACGGAUCCGUACCUUGGCAGAUCUGAAAUUGAUAAGCGACGCCUGAAAGCUCGCGUGCUGAAAACUACUUAUGUUUACGACUAUCCACUACUUUUCCAGCGUGCUGUAAUUGCUACGUGGCUUGCACCGAGAGAGUCGCGAAAAUCGCUUGAUUUGGUACGCGAGAAUUUGUGCCAAUUUCAUGAACUGGUAUAUGACGAAGAUUCAAAAAAACUCGUUGAACUUAAUGAAACUGGUUCACUGAGUAAAAUUGGAAUAGUUGCAUGGCGUGUGCGAUUAAUUGUUCCGGAGUACCUAGAAGGGCGGGAAGUGAUCGUUAUUGCAAAUGAUAUUUCUCACCAGAUUGGUUCAUUUUCAAUGUGUGAACAUCGUCUGUACUAUGAAGCCUCACGUUUAAGUCGAAAAGAAGGAAUUCCACGAAUAUACAUUGCUGCUAAUUCGGGUGCAAGGAUUGGCUUAUCGGCUGAUUUGAAAAAACUUUUCAAAGUUAUUUGGAAGAACGAAAACAAUCCGGUGGAGGGUUUCGAUGGACUUUAUAUUACCAAUGAGGACGUACGUGAUGUGCAGCAAAUUGUCGCUACCCAUCGUAGAAAUGGUUUCCAUCAGAUUGAUGGGAUUAUCGGCAAAGAGCGUGACCUUGGUGUAGAGAAUCUGGUUGGCUCAGGGAUGAUUGCGGGUGAAACAUCGCGAGCGUACAACGAAGUUAUAACUUAUUGUUUGGUAACUGGUCGAACCGUUGGUAUCGGUGCGUAUGUUGCCCGACUUUCGAGGAGGAUUUGUCAAGUUGAAAAUGCAGAUAUUAUUUUAACUGGCGCACCUGCUUUGAAUUCUGUACUUGGUCGUGAAGUUUAUACAUCAAAUGGGCAGUUAGGUGGCACUGAAAUAAUGACUCGUAAUGGUGUGACACAUUCUACUGUUAGCAAUGAUUAUGAUGGCGUCCGCCAAUUGCUAAGAUGGCUCUCUUAUACGCGUAAAAAUGUGAAGGCGCCGUUUAAAGAACCAAGUUUUGAGUGUAGUGAGGAUCCAAUUGAUCGAUAUCUAAGUCAUUUGCCAUCACAGAAUAAGGAAAGCGAUCCACGUUUGAUGAUGACGAUAUUUGAUCGGAACUCUUUCGAAGAAAUUAAAUCAGGCUGGGGAAAAACAGUAAUCACAGGUCGAGCACGUCUAGGCGGUAUCAGUGUUGGCGUUAUUGCCGUGGAAACAAGAAGCGUUUUUGCUGAAAUUCCGGCAGAUCCGGCUGCUCCAGAUUCUCAAGCCAAAUGUAUCCAACAAGCUGGCCAGGUGUGGUAUCCUGAUUCCGCAUAUAAAACUGCUGAAGCGAUCGAAGAUUUCAAUAAAGAAUCUUUGCCUUUGUUUAUUCUAGCCAAUUGGCGUGGCUUCAGCGGCGGUCAGAAAGAUAUGUUCGAAAUGGUCCUCAAAUUUGGUGCGUAUAUAGUUGAUCAGUUAUGUAAAUACCUGAAUCCGGUGAUAGUUUAUAUUCCGCCCUAUGGAGAAUUACGCGGUGGGGCUUGGGCAGUUAUUGAUCCAACAAUAAAUCCUGUAUGUAUGCAGAUGUUUGCUGAUCCGAGGUCGAGAGGUGGUGUUCUAGAACCAGAAGGAACUGUUCAAGUGAAAAUGCGUAAAGAUUUGGUGCCAUUGAUGCGACGACUAGAUAAAGAAAUGAUUCGACUAGGAGUAUUGGAAAAACAAGGUAACGAUGUGAAAAUGGACAUCAGUGCUCGUAUUCAAUUAUUAAUGCCAACUUAUCGCAAUAUCGCAAUAUCAUUUGCUGAUUUGCAUGACACAACGGUCCGAAUGAAAGCUGUUGGUGCCAUUAGGGAAGUGGUGAAAUGGGAAGAAUCAAGAGCAUUUUUUACGCGGCGCCUUUUGAGAUUGUGCAUCGAACAGGAUAUAUAUAGGGAGGCUAUGGAUGUGAAAUGUGUGGAAGACAUUCGGAAAAUGCAGGAAUCCUUACAACAAUAUUUUGCAAAAACUCAAGAUGAGGCUUUCUGUUGGUGUAGUUACCCAGAUGAAGAUGCCAUAGAACUUCUCCGUAAGGAAAGAAAACAAAUUGUUACAUUCCUUGCUAGAAAUGAUUUCUUCACACUUGGAGAGCGUUAUGGAAUACCUUCGGAGAAACUUGGAGAUUUCGCAAAAAAGUGUGAUUUAUUAAUACGGGAAAUGAAGAACGAAAGGUUGUGA